AGUGAGUGACUUGUCGGCGGCUGUGCGUGCAGACCCCAGGAGAUGAGGGCCCUGCUCUUGACCCUUGGCCUUGUCGCCUCCCUGCAGGCCCAGGAUGCUCCGGUCUUGGACAGCUGGACUGAGGAUGUGUCAGGAAAGUGGUAUCUGAAGGCCGUGACCACAGACCAGGACGUUCCCGGAAAGAAUCAGGAGUUGGUGACGGCCAUGACCUUCAGCGUCCUGGAGGGGGGUGACCUGGAGGCCAAAGUCACGUUGCGGGUUGACGGUCAGUGCCAGGAGACGGGCCUGGUCCUGGAGCAAACCAACGAUCCCAGUAGAUACACGGCCUAUGGGGGCAAACACGAGGUGUUCAUCUUGCCGUUGCGGGCGCAAGACCACUUCAUCCUGUACUGCGAAGGCGAGCUGGACGGACGGCAGAUCCGUGUGGCGAGGCUUCUGGGAAGAAACCCGGAGAACAGCCCGGAGGCCUGGGAGGAAUUCACGGAGUUCGCAAAAGCCAAAAAGUUGAACCUGGAGAUCUUCAGGCCCCUGCAGAGCGAAACUUGCUCUCCCAGAGGAAACUAGGGGCAGGGGGCACCGAGGCACCACGGCGGCCCCCGGGCAGCGCCUCCAGAGUGUCCGCCCUGCAGGACGAGGAAGGAGCCUGUUCCUGGGACCCGGGCCGCUGCACCCCUCCCUCCCAGCUCCCCACCCUCUCCUGGCUUCAAAUAAAGACUUUCAG
This is a messenger RNA of Capra hircus (goat), 721 nucleotides long. RefSeq names its product lipocalin-1-like. Lineage: Eukaryota; Metazoa; Chordata; Mammalia; Artiodactyla; Bovidae. The record is from RefSeq and is a predicted model, not a curated record. The transcript has 7 exons. The coding region runs from base 43 to 564 and encodes 173 amino acids. Gene Ontology annotation, molecular function: small molecule binding.